Chanos chanos (milkfish) is the source of this 772-nucleotide messenger RNA. Its product is annotated as lactose-binding lectin l-2. Bases 113 to 688 code for a protein of 191 amino acids. Lineage: Eukaryota; Metazoa; Chordata; Actinopteri; Gonorynchiformes; Chanidae. The transcript has 9 exons. The record is from RefSeq and is a predicted model, not a curated record.
AAUAGUCACCUUUUCCAGUGGUCCUCAGAAUCACAGAGGUUGACGGAGCUGCAGCCAAUUCUAUUGUCAAUUUAAGGUCCAGUUGGCGUGUCUGUACUUUUCAGCGUGAGCCAUGAUGUUUCUUAGCAGACUGAGGUUUCUGGGUGUGUUUUUCCUGGCAUCGCUUGCAUUUGCUGACGAGGUCAUACUUGACACAGCUGACGAGGACAUACUUGGCAAAGCUGAUGAGGUUAUACUUGACACAGUCAACGAGACUGAACUGGAAAGAUCAGUCCAAAGUCGAACACUUUGUCCAUGGACCUGGGUUUACUCUGACGGUCGGUGUUUUAAGUACACUGCCACUAAGAUGGACUGGGCUGCUGCUGAGUUGAAUUGUGUUAGCAUGGGUGCAAAUUUGCCUUCGGUGCACAGCGAAAAUGAAUAUCAGUUCCUCAAGACUCUAGUCCGUACUUAUGACCCUGCUGAGAAUCCCACUUGGCUUGGACUUUCAAACUGUCAGAAGAGAAACACUUGGUUUUGGUCUGAUGGCACCAAAGUGGACUACACCAGUUGGAACUCGGGCGAACCGAACUGGUCCAAGAAUGAGUGCUGUGUCCACUUCAACUGGUCUAAUCAGAAAAAUUGGAAUGACAUACCUUGUCAUGAGGCCUACUCCUUUAUCUGUGUGAAGAAGGCUGGUGCGAGAUAGAGAAAGUUAGUGUCCUCGUGCUCUGUUGACUCAUUAAAAUGUAAUUCAACAUGCGUAUAUAAAUGGAACCUCUUUAAUGUCAAA